Molecule: messenger RNA, 2190 nt
Organism: Glycine soja
Lineage: Eukaryota; Viridiplantae; Streptophyta; Magnoliopsida; Fabales; Fabaceae
Product: MDIS1-interacting receptor like kinase 2-like
Exons: 1
Coding region: 167-1684 (505 amino acids)
Molecular function (GO): protein binding
Source: RefSeq, a predicted model, not a curated record
UCUUACACAAGUACCCUGAAAAGGGUCCAGAUACCAUUCAUGUCGACCAGGCAAAGUUGAUUACUAAAUGCUCCAUCAUUAAAAGACACACCAAACUUUCAGAAACCUUAUUAUCUCUGCAAUAUCUCUCUUUAUUUUCAUUUCCCACUCACAUUCCAAAAUUCUCAUGAAACCAAAAAUGCAUCAUCCAUUACCCUCCCUCUCCACACUGUCAUUCACCACCACCACCACCACCACCACCACCACCACCACCACCACCACCUUAUUCCUCCUCCUCACCAUCUUCACACUCACAGACUACAAAGCCAAUGGUGCCACGUGUCUCCCCGACGAAGAAGCGGGCCUAUUGGGCUUCAAAUCGGGCAUCAAAUCCGACCCGUCCGGAAUGCUGAAGAACUGGAUACCGGGUACGGACUGCUGCAAAUGGACUGGUGUAGAAUGUCACUAUAACAGCACCCGGGUCCAAAACCUAUACCUUUCGGGUCGGUUCGACACCAAACCCGAAACCACUUUAUCGGGCACCAUCUCACCCACCCUCUCAAAACUCAAACUCCUUGUUGGACUCUACCUCUUGAACCUCAAAGAUCUUUCGGGUCCCUUCCCAACUUUCCUUUUCCAACUUCCAAAUCUCCAAUAUAUCUAUUUAGAGAACAACAAGCUCUCGGGUCGAAUACCCGAAUACAUCCACGACCUGACCCGAUUAGAUGUACUCAGUUUAACUGGUAAUCGUUUCACUGGACCCAUACCGAGUUCAAUAACCGAGUUGACUCUGCUCACUCAACUCAAACUCGGUAACAAUUUUCUCACCGGAACCAUUCCCCAAGGAAUUGCCAAGCUCGUUAAUUUAACCUUUUUGAGUCUUGAGGGAAACCAACUCGAUGGUACCAUACCGGAUUUUUUCUCGUCCUUCAAGGACCUUCGGAUUCUCAAUUUUUCUCACAACAAAUUUUCCGGGAAAAUCCCCAACUCAAUUUCCACCCUGGCACCGAAAUUGGCGUACUUGGAGCUGGGGCACAACUCACUUUCUGGGAAAAUCCCUGAUUUUCUGGGAAAGUUCAAGGCGCUGGACACGCUGGACCUAUCAUGGAACAAGUUUUCGGGAACUGUGCCUGCGAGUUUCAAGAACCUGACGAAGAUCUUCAACCUGAACCUCUCGAACAACCUCCUGGUGGACCCGUUUCCCGAGAUGAACGUGAAGGGAAUCGAAUCGUUGGACUUGUCGAACAAUAGUUUUCACCUGAGAAACAUUCCCAAGUGGGUGGCUUCGUCUCCGAUAAUAUUCUCUCUCAAGCUUGCGAAUUGCGGAAUAAAGAUGAGGCUCGAGGAUUUUAAGCCUUCGGAGACUCAGUUCUACGAUUUUAUUGAUCUUUCGGGGAAUGAAAUUUCAGGGAGUGCGAUUGGGUUGGUGAAUAGUACGGAGUAUUUGGUGGGGUUUUGGGUUUCGGGGAACAUGUUGAAGUUUGAUUUGGGGAAGUUAAGGUUUGGGGAGAGGUUUAAGUAUUUGGAUUUGUCAGGUAAUUCGGUGUUUGGGAAGGUUCCAAACAGUGUUGUUGGGCUUGAGAAGUUGGAUUUGAGUUAUAACCAUCUUUGUGGUCAGCUUCCAAAGAAUAAGUUUCCAGCUAGUGCUUUUGUCGGUAAUGAUUGUCUCUGUGGUUCUCCUUUGUAUCCCUGCAAAAAAGCCUAGUUAAUUAGCCAGCUUUACUGUUGAUUUUGUGUUUUUUUUUUAUCUGUAGGAAAUUUAUAACUCACACACCAUAUGUCAACUAAAUGAGCUAAACUAGGUGUGUUUAUGCUUGCCAUUUGGGAAUAAUAAUAGAAUUUUAGGAAAUGAGUUGUUAUUUUAAGAUAUUUUAUUUUCCUAUUUUUUACUUUAAAGUAGUAAGUUGAUUCUAACGUAGACUUGUGAUCGAUCGAGUUUGCAUGAGUUGGUUGGUGCACUGUGAGGAGAGUGCUACGAAAAGCACAGAGGUUACUGAAUACUGAUUCAAAUAAGGCUAGUUCUUUCUUCUCUUGAGAAAUAGCUCAACAUUGAUUGACUAAAGAGAAAAGAAAAUGGGAAUUAUGGCGCUCUGUACAAAUAGCUCAAUUGGACUACAUUUUCAUGUCAAUGACUGAGGUGCUGUGACUCUAAUGUUCAAUAUUUUGUCACGGUCAUUGACAGGAAUCAAAUUUAUAGUCUUGUAAGUUAAA